Messenger RNA from Cephus cinctus (wheat stem sawfly), 2672 nucleotides. RefSeq names its product general vesicular transport factor p115 (gene p115). The transcript is spliced from 12 exons. Lineage: Eukaryota; Metazoa; Arthropoda; Insecta; Hymenoptera; Cephidae. The coding region runs from base 64 to 2592 and encodes 842 amino acids. Gene Ontology annotation, molecular function: protein binding. Gene Ontology annotation, cellular component: cytoplasm; ER to Golgi transport vesicle membrane; Golgi stack. Gene Ontology annotation, biological process: intracellular protein transport; endoplasmic reticulum to Golgi vesicle-mediated transport; vesicle fusion with Golgi apparatus. The record is from RefSeq and is a predicted model, not a curated record.
AAUGUCGGCGCCGUGUGACGUGUAGUAUACUUUAAAGAAGCUGAGGUAAAACACAUCGAUCAGAUGGAAUAUUUUAAAAGUAGUUUAAAAUCUGUACUUGGUGCCCCGCCACCUGAAAGUCAGCCAUCUGGAGCGGACACGGUGGAACGUCUUGUAGACAGACUUCAAUCUUCAAGCUUAUUAGAUGACAGAAGAGAUGCAUGUCGUGCACUUAAAGCAUUGUCAAGGACAUACCGUGUUGAAGUUGGAGCACAAGGCAUGGAUGCACUUAGGCAGGUCCUUGAAAUGGAUCGAACAGAUUGCGAAAUUAUUGGACUUGCAUUGGAUACUCUGUGCAACAUAACUAAUCCUGAAACAUUCGAUGAAGAAGUGAAUAAACAUGGGCUGAAGAAUAAAAUUGGCGAACAGUUUACAGAAAUAUUUAUUAAACAACUUGACAGUGUAGGUCAGAUCUUAGCAUUCCUAGAAGAGUUUGACUUCAGGGUUCGAUGGUCUGCUCUGAAAUUACUAACACAUUUAUUGGCUAAUAGGCCUAGAGAUAUUCAGGAGAUCAUCCUAGUCAGUCCUAUGGGUGUAUCAAAGUUAAUGGAUUUACUAAGUGACAGCAGAGAAGUUAUUCGCAAUGAUGCUCUAUUAUUACUCAUUCAAUUAACAAAAGGCAAUGCAAACAUUCAAAAAAUUGUUGCUUUUGAAAAUGCAUUUGAUCGAAUUUUUGAAGUAAUAAGACAAGAAGGUGGAGCUGAAGGUGGUAUAGUGGUAGAAGAUUGUUUAUUACUGAUGUUGAAUCUGCUCCGUGGAAACGCCAGUAAUCAAAAUUUUUUUAAAGAAGGUAGUUUUAUCCAGAGGCUGACUCCAAUGUUCCAGCUACCACCAGAAACUGAUGAUAGUCCUCUUUCUGGUUGGAGUCCUCAAAAAGUAUCAAAUGUGCACUGUAUGGUCAAAGUAAUUCGCGCUCUUGUUGCACCUAGUGGUCCAGCACAGGCUACAGCUGCUUGUCAACGUGCCAUGAGAGCUUGCGGACUUUUGCAAGCACUUUGCGAUAUAUUAAUGGCAAGUGGAGUUCCAGCUGAUGUUCUUACAGAGACUAUAAGCGCUGUAGCUGAAGUCAUAAGAGGCAAUGCAAGUAAUCAAGAAUUUUUGGCAGGUGUCAUGGCUCCUAGCACUCCACCAAGGCCGGCUAUAGUCGUGCUCCUCAUGUCUAUGGUGAAUGAGAAACAACCAUUCCUACUUCGAUGUUCUGUUCUUUACUGUUUUCAAUGUUUUCUCUAUAAAAAUGAACUGGGUCAAUCGCAGUUAGUUCAAACCUUACUACCGCAGGGCAACGAAGCUCCAUCUUUAACAACAGGACAGUUACUAUGCGGUGGUCUCUUUUCUUCGGAUUCAUUAUCCAACUGGUUCUCAGCCGUGGCUCUGUCUUAUGCUUUGAUAGACAAUGUCACUCAGAAGGAACAACUGCUUAGGGUUCUUUUAGCUACAAACAUUGGAAAGCCUCCUGUAACCUUAAUGCAACAAUGCGUAAUGUUAUUGCAACAAGGGAAUAAGACCCAGUGCAAACUGGGACUCCUUAUCCUCCUCUGUAGGUGGACGGCGCAAUGCCCCACUGCUGUAAAAGCGUUCCUCGGUAUAGACUCAUCAGUAGCUUACUUAACGGCAUUAUUAUCCUCGCAAGAGAAUAACGAUGACCUUCAAGAGACUCUGCUUCAAAGUAUGUGCGCUCUAUUAAUCGGCUUAUGUGUAUAUUUCAAUGAUGACACUGUUCCUAAUUACACAAAGGAAAAGUUAUGCCACCUAAUAGAAAACAGAAUAGGAUUAGAGAGAUUUCAGGAUGCUAUUGGGGGUAUCACGAGGCAUGAAGUCUAUUCUAGAACCUUGAAGCAUCCUCAACCAUCUGCGAAGAAUCCUGCCGAUUUACUACUCGAUCAUGAAUUUUGUAGAUUGUUGAAAAAUUUGGAAGGCAUCAUCGUUAAAUCUGUACUUGAUGGUAGUAGCUCUCAUCGGAACAACGAUCCUAUUUCUACACUUACACCUUCUGAAUCAGCUCUAGUCGCACAAUACAAAGAACUCAUUAGGGAACAAGACGUACAAAUUCAAAGUCUUAAUCAAGUAAACGUAACACUGAGUAAAGAGAAAUGUGAUCUUGAAGCUCAAAUCCACGAACUCCAAGCUACAGUAAAUCAUCUUAAAGAUCAGAAUUUAGUGCUUCGUGCAGCUCAAACAAAUUUCUCUGAUGAAAAACAAAUGAUGUCUACUGAGAAUCAUAUUGACACGACAGUUCGCGAAGAUCUUGACAAGUAUAAAGUUAUAGUGAAAGAUUUACAACAGCGAUUGGAUGACAGUAUCAUGAAACUCAAAGAGUAUGAACAUGAAAGAAGUAAUCAGAGUAAAUCGAUGCUUGAAAGCGCUUUGAAGGAGAAGAUGGAUGAGUUGGAAAAGUUGCAAAAAGACCAGGAAGACUUGCUUGAACUUCUAACAGAUCAAGAAAGCAAGAUAGUGUCUUAUAAACAGAAAUUAAUCGCAUUAGGAGAAAAGGUGGAAUCUGAUGAAAGCUCUGGUGAACUUGAUACGGACGACCAACCAGAAUCAAGUAACUGAGAUUAAUGUUUAUCAUACCGAAAAGCCACUUUAAAAUUGACUUUUACAGUUCCAAAAUAAAUAUGAACAUUUUUAGUCUA